AUGGAUUUCUCCUCUCUCAAAGACCAGGUUAGCAACCUGACCUUGUAUGACAUCAAGGCGGGAGUCCGCAAGGUCCAAAAUGCUGUGAUGAAUUACACGGAGAUGGAGUCGAAGGUCCGAGAAGCUACGAAUAACGAACCCUGGGGUGCCUCAACCACAUUGAUGCAGGAAAUUGCCAACGGAACCCAUAGCUAUCAAUUACUCAACGAGAUUAUGCCCUUGAUCUACAAGCGUUUCACAGACAAGACUGCAGAGGAAUGGCGGCAGAUUUACAAAGCUCUCCAGCUGUUGGAAUUUCUGGUUAAGAAUGGGUCGGAACGAGUGGUCGAUGAUGCCCGAUCUCAUAUGUCCUUACUCCGAAUGCUCCGUCAGUUCCACUUUAUUGAUCAAAACGGAAAGGAUCAGGGUAUCAAUGUGCGCAAUCGGUCGUCGGAGUUGGUGAAGCUGCUGGGAGAUGUCGACUUGAUCCGUGCCGAAAGAAAGAAGGCCAGAGCCAAUCGCAACAAAUUCGGCGGUUUCGAAGGUGGAGCAUCUUCUGGAGGAGGGUUCUCAGGCUCUACCGGCAGGUACGGGGGAUUCGGCAGCGAUAGCAUGUCCUUUGGUGGAUAUAGCGGGGGUGUGUUCGGCGAUGGCGGCGGGUUCGGAGGAGUCUCGAGUGAUUUCCAGGACACGGGACGACAGGGCAACAGGUUUGAUGAAUACGAUGAAUAUGAUGAAGCAGAUGCCAGUCCCGUUCGCCGUCAAAGUCCCCCGCGUGCCCGACAGCAACCCAAAAAGCCAGAGCCCCCGAAAGAACCUGAGGCGGACCUCUUCGACUUUGGCGACGAAGAGACCACCACGACUACGGCAUCCGCCGCGGCGGGCAAGAAACCUGCGACAGGUAACGGCAACGGCUUAGAUAUCCUGGAUGCGAAACCGAUCGAUGACGAUGACUUCGAUGAUUUCCAAUCCGCGACCCCUGCCCCACAGCCCUCAGGCCAGUUCGCUAUCCCGGCGCCCGCCUCUACCGUCAGCACGACCUCGAGCACCCAGUUCGCGGCCCCGAAGCCGGUCUCCGGGACUCAAGGGCCGAACUUGAACGGUCUGGUUGGAUUCACGUCGAUGACCCCAACCCCAACUUCGAGCACCAUUGCAUCUCCAACUCUGUCACAGAACUCGCUGGUACAGCCGCAGCAGCAGAAGUCUGCACCCCCGAAACCGACGAGCUACCAGGCCGCGACUCCGAACUAUUUCACCUCCGUCUCCAUUAACUCUGCCCAGCCCUCCUCCAGUACUUCCGGUCCCCGACCAGGCGUGCCAUCCACUUCAACCUUCAGCUCUACCACCACUCCCUCCACGGCUGCCAGACCCGCGCCGUCCAAGCCUUCAGGUGACGCCUUCGGCUCGUUGUGGUCUAGUGCCAGCGCCAGCGCCGGGAUUCAAAAAUCAUCAUCAGCUGCAGGCAAGGGCCCCAACCUGGCCAGCAUGGCGAAGGAGAAAGCCAGUGCCGGCAUCUGGGGUGCUCCCGCCUCUUCAUCCGCCCAGCCUCAGCAAGGAACCGCUGGUAAAACGGGUAGUUCUGGACUGGAUGAUUUGUUGGGCUAA
This is a messenger RNA of Aspergillus tanneri, 1584 nucleotides long. It is a transcript of the gene ENT3, whose product is annotated as Epsin-3, clathrin recruitment and traffic between the Golgi and endosome. NCBI's taxonomy places the organism in Eukaryota, Fungi, Ascomycota, Eurotiomycetes, Eurotiales, Aspergillaceae. Gene Ontology annotation, molecular function: phospholipid binding; clathrin binding. Gene Ontology annotation, cellular component: plasma membrane; clathrin vesicle coat; endosome. The record is from RefSeq and is a predicted model, not a curated record. Gene Ontology annotation, biological process: endocytosis; Golgi to endosome transport. The transcript is spliced from 5 exons. Bases 1 to 1584 code for a protein of 527 amino acids.